This is a messenger RNA of Coturnix japonica (Japanese quail), 1237 nucleotides long. RefSeq names its product TATA-box binding protein associated factor 12 (gene TAF12). The record is from RefSeq and is a predicted model, not a curated record. NCBI's taxonomy places the organism in Eukaryota, Metazoa, Chordata, Aves, Galliformes, Phasianidae. Gene Ontology annotation, cellular component: SAGA complex; transcription factor TFIID complex. Gene Ontology annotation, biological process: RNA polymerase II preinitiation complex assembly; DNA-templated transcription initiation. Gene Ontology annotation, molecular function: TBP-class protein binding; protein heterodimerization activity; DNA binding.
GCACGCGCAGUGCGUCCCACGGCGCCGAUAGUACUUCCGGCGGCUGGGCCUCGGUCCGCCCGCGGGGCAUGGGGAGGAGUCCUGUAGGACUGGGAGUGAUGUGGAACACAGUAGUUUAAGCUGCUGACCCCAAGGAAGGCUUUGGGAAAUGGCCUCCCCGUUCGCUGGGCCCACAGCAGUGGCUGAUGUAAUUAAAGAUCUAGACACGCAGAUAGCUUUGAUCGGUUUGGGUCCCCACAACCCCAAGAAGAAGCAGGACCUCGACAAGCUUUAUGAUCUAAAAGCUAAAGCCCAACAGAUUAUGAACCAGUUUGGCCCAUCUACCUUGAUCAACCUCUCCAACUUCUCCUCCAUAAAGCCUGAACCUGCCAGCACUCCCCCUCAAAGCUCCAUGGCAAACAGCACCGCCGUGGCAAAGAUGCCGGGUACACCCAGCGGAGGAGGGCGGCUCAGUCCUGAAAGCAACCAGGUUUUAACCAAGAAGAAAUUGCAGGACCUGGUGCGUGAGGUGGAUCCAAACGAACAGCUCGAUGAAGACGUGGAGGAGAUGCUGUUGCAGAUUGCUGAUGAUUUCAUAGAGAGCGUGGUGACAGCUGCCUGCCAGCUCGCACGGCAUCGCAAGUCAAACACCCUGGAAGUGAAAGAUGUCCAGUUGCACCUUGAGCGUCAGUGGAACAUGUGGAUCCCGGGCUUUGGUUCUGAAGAAAUCAGGCCCUACAAAAAAGCCUGCACUACAGAAGCUCACAAACAGAGAAUGGCACUGAUCCGUAAAACCACCAAGAAGUAGAAGUGGGAGAAGAGCUCGGAGCUGCCAGCGGUGCAUUUUGGGAUCUCUGCCUCUCACUGCAGCCUCUGCGACGCCACCCAUGGGAUAUUAUUUGUUCGUGCUUUACAGAGAAGCAUCUAUUUUUUAUUGACGGUGCAGCAAUAUCUGAGUCGAUGAGGAGAUCUGCCAAAACCAUCCUGUUCCUUGUUCUCCCCCUUAAGAGCGCAGCGUAUCUCAAAGCAAAGACUUUUAUUUGUGACUUGAAAGUGGUUUAUCAUAUAAGUGAUUAUCUGAGGGACAGAGCAUUUGAUUGUGUGUAUGUGUGUGUGUGUGGGACAGUAUUAGAAGCAGCUGUAGAGGUUUUUGUUUCCUCCUUCAUACCCCUCCCUGCUCCCGUACUUUGUAAUGUCAGUGUUUAUAUAAAAAUACUUGCGUUUGUUUUACAUGAAUAAAGAAAUUAUUCAUCUAAAA